Messenger RNA from Odontomachus brunneus, 1553 nucleotides. RefSeq names its product enolase-like. The record is from RefSeq and is a predicted model, not a curated record. Gene Ontology annotation, biological process: glycolytic process. Gene Ontology annotation, cellular component: phosphopyruvate hydratase complex. Lineage: Eukaryota; Metazoa; Arthropoda; Insecta; Hymenoptera; Formicidae. The coding region runs from base 179 to 1489 and encodes 436 amino acids. The transcript is spliced from 5 exons. Gene Ontology annotation, molecular function: magnesium ion binding; phosphopyruvate hydratase activity.
CAGACAUUCUGCUGUCUCUUUGUCGGCCUAAACGUCAAAUGCAAUGUAAUUCUCAUCAAAAUUGUCAGAUUAUGUAUUCACCGCCGAGUAAAACGUCGUAGAAUUCCAUGCAUCUGCAAAAUUGAAUAACCAUACAAUCCGAUAAACGUCGCGCUGGACUUUGAAAACCUCCUACAAGAUGUCGUUUAAGAAGAUCAAGGCCCGUCAGAUAUUCGAUUGCAGAGGCGAGCCGACUCUGGAAGUUGACGUGAUCACCGAUUUAGGGUUGCUCAGAUCAUCAGUACCCUCCACCGUAUCAAUCAACCCGAAUCAAGCGGUGGAAAUUAGAGACGGCAACACAGCGGCUUAUCAUGGUCGCUCGGUGUUCAAAGCAGUCGAUAUCGUUAACAAUGUAAUCGCGCCGCAAUUGAUGAAAUCGCGACUGAAUGUUUGUCAGCAGACUGAAAUAGACACGCUGCUCAACAAGCUGGAUGGCACGGAUAAUAAAUCGAAACUCGGCGUGAACGCUAUUCUGGGAGUCUCCGUAGCCUGCUGUAAGGCUGGAGCGGUCAAGAAGGGUCUCCCUGUUUACAGGUACGUCGCCGAAUUAGCCGAAAACAGACAAUUGUACGUGCCUGUGCCGAGUUUCAGCGUCAUCAGCGGCGGCAAAUACGCCGGCAAUAAACUAACAUGUCAGGAAUUCGCAAUUUUACCCAUAGGCGCCGAAAGCUUCGCUGACGCCAUGAAAAUGGGCACCGAGGUGUAUCGAGUAGCGGAAAGGAAAAUUGUCGAGGCUCAAGGAAUAACAGGCCCACCGCCCGUUAGUGACAAAGGAGCCUUUGUACCCGAGAUGGAGGAUGACAAAGACGCCUUGACUCUUUUAAACGAUUCCAUUAAGGACGCAGGAUACGAAGGCAAAAUUAAGAUUACGCUGGAUAUGGCAGCGAGUGCUUUUUACAAAGAAGGAGGAUACGAUCUAGCAUUUAAGGAGGAAGAAUCCGAUCCCGACGAUUAUUUGGAAGCCGAGGCUUUGCGCGAUCGAUAUUUAGAGUAUCUGUCGGAAUUUCCAGCGAUAGUCUCUAUCGAAGAUCCCUUCGAUCAAGAGGACUGGGAAGGUUGGUUGACUAUCGCUGGCCAAGAUAUUCAAGUGGUGAGCGAUGCCCUCACGGCGAUGAAUAUCGAGAGAAUCUCGGAGGCAAUAGACAGAAAAAUAGCGAAUUGUCUUGUGCUGAGAAUAUCGCAAAUUGGCACUGUAACAGAGCUCAUUAAUUGCGCGAAAAUGGCGAAGAUCAACGACUGGAGCUACGCCGUGAGCGCGAGUCGCGCCGAAACGGAGGAUAAUUUCAUCGCUGAUUUGGCGGUCGGCUUGUCUGCCGGCCAGUUCAAAGCUGGUGCACCUUGCAGAGGUGAAAGAAUGGCCAAGUAUAAUCAAAUAUUGAGGAUCGAGGAAGAACUCAGCAAGGAUGCCAAAUAUGCUGGGCCGAAAUAUCGAAAUCCGUUGGCAAAAUAAACAAACCAACGGUGCGCGUUACCAGUUCAAAUCGAACAUAAAGAAAUCAACAACGCUUACCAUC